Aphidius gifuensis is the source of this 2601-nucleotide messenger RNA. It is a transcript of the gene Tsr1, whose product is annotated as pre-rRNA-processing protein TSR1 homolog. Gene Ontology annotation, biological process: ribosome biogenesis; endonucleolytic cleavage of tricistronic rRNA transcript (SSU-rRNA, 5.8S rRNA, LSU-rRNA); maturation of SSU-rRNA from tricistronic rRNA transcript (SSU-rRNA, 5.8S rRNA, LSU-rRNA). The record is from RefSeq and is a predicted model, not a curated record. Gene Ontology annotation, cellular component: preribosome, small subunit precursor; nucleus. Gene Ontology annotation, molecular function: U3 snoRNA binding; GTP binding; GTPase activity. The coding region runs from base 107 to 2539 and encodes 810 amino acids. The transcript is spliced from 2 exons. NCBI's taxonomy places the organism in Eukaryota, Metazoa, Arthropoda, Insecta, Hymenoptera, Braconidae.
ACAUUUGCACAUUUAAUAAACGUGGAUGAACCAUGAUUGAGACAGCGUGUUAAAUUAAUUAUCAUUAUUAACAUUGUUUACUAUUUAUCAAUAAUAAUUAUUAAAAAUGGGUACUGAUAAAGUGGCCCAUCGUCCUAGUGCUUUGAAACAAACAAAUAAACCACACAAAACUGGAAGUCAUCGUAGCAAGGGUGCAAUAAGUGCACAAACAUGUGGUAAAACAUCUACCAAAGCUGCAUCAAAAAAAUUAAGAAAAGAACAAGGAAAAGAAGUACGUCGUUUACAAAAUAAACAAUUACGUGAAAAAAAACGUGAAGAAGUUUUUGCAAGAAAACGUAAUUUAUGUGGUUCAUUAGCACCACCAAUACUAAUAACAAUAGUACCACUUCAAGAAGAUUUUGAUAUUAAAAAAGUAUUGUCAUUAUUAACUGAAUGUGAUGAAACAGCAUAUAUUUGUCAUAGUCCACAAGGUAUAACACACAUAAGUAUACCAAGAUUUAAACAAAGAUUAAGUAUAUUAGUACCACCAAUUGGUAAUACAUUUGCUACACUUGAUGCAAUUAAAGUAUCAACAACAGUAUUAUUUGUAACAUCAGUUGUUGAUAUUAAUAAUUCAUAUCGUUCUGAUAUAAUUGAUGAUUGGGGUAGAGAAAUAUUUGAAUCAAGUAUUGCACAAGGUCUACCAACAUCAAUUGUUGCUGUAACUGGUCUUGAAACAAUACCAUUAAAAAAACGUCAUGAAAUUAAACAACAAACACAAGAUAUUAUAACAAAAUUAAUACCAGAUGAAAAAAUUAUACCAUUGGAUAAACAAACUGAUGCAUUAAAUUUAUUACGUAAAGCUGGUAAUCAAAAACAAAAAAAUAUUAUUUUUAGAACAAAAAGACCAUAUUUAUUAGCUGAAAAAGUUAAAUAUACAUCAGAUAAUGAUGAUAGUAAUAAUGGUACACUUGAAAUAUCUGGAUAUGUUAGAGGUAUGCCAUUAUCAGUUAAUGGUCUUAUACAUAUUCCUGGUUUUGGUGAUUAUCAAAUGAGUCAAAUUGAUAAAUUAAAUGAUCCAUAUCCACUUGAUAAAUCUAACAAAUCAACAACAAAUGAUGUGCAUAUGAAAGAUUUAAAUGACGAUCAAAAAGUACUUGAUAUUGCUGAUCCAAAUAAACAAGAAUCAUUAGAAAUGGAAAAUGUAAGUGAUCCAAUGGAUGCUGAACAAACUUGGCCUGAUGAAUUAGAUAUGGCUGAAGCUGGACCAUUGAAAAAAGAUAAAAAAAUUCUAAAAGUUGUACCAAAAGGUACAUCUGAGUAUCAGGCAUCAUGGAUACCUGAUGAAGAUGGUGUAGAAAUUGAAGAUGAUGAUGAUGAUUAUGAUGAUAAUAAUUCACAAGAUGGUAGAAUGUCUAUUAUUGAAGAACAAGAUGAAGAUACAGAUGAUGAUGAAGGUGAUAAUGAUAAUGAUGAAUUUGAAACAAUGACAGUAUCAGAAGCACCACCAGAUGAACAACGUUAUGAUCAAGAAAUUGAUUUUUAUGAAGAACGUGAAGCAAUUGCUAAAUUAAAAGAAGCAAAAUUAGAUGAACAAUAUCCAGAUGAAAUUGAUACACCACAAGAUCAACUUGCUAAAAUAAGAUUUCAAAAAUAUCGUGGUCUUGAAUCAUUUAGAACAAGUCCAUGGGAUCCAAAAGAAAAUUUACCAUUUGAUUAUAGUCGUAUAUUUCAAUUUCAAAAUUUUGAUAGAACACGUCGUCGUGUAUUUAAAGAAAUUGAUAAUAAACAUGCUGAUGAUGAUGAUGAUAAAUAUGCAAAACAUGGAAUGUACAUUACAAUACAUGUUAAAAAUGUAAAACAAGAAUUAUUUAAUGCAUUUUGUACAUUAAAUGAACGUCCAUUAAUUGUAUUUGGUUUACUUUUAAAUGAACAAAAAAUGUCAUUAUUAAAUGUUACAUUAAAAAGAACAAUGACAAAUGAUGAACCAAUUAAAUCAAAAGAAAGAUUAAUAUUUCAAUGUGGAUUUAGAAGAUUUUCAACAUGUCCAGUAUUUAGUCAACAUACUAGUUUAAAAAAACAUAAAUAUGUUAGAUAUUUUCAAAAUGAUGAUACUGUUGUUGCAAGUAUGUAUGGACAAAUAAUAUAUCCACCAUGUCAAGUACUUUGUUAUAAAGAAAAUAAAGAUGGUAGUUUAAAUUUAAUUGCUAAAGGUAAUGUACUAUCAGCUGAUCCAAAUCGUUUACUUAUUAAACGAGUUGUAUUAAGUGGUCAUCCAUUUAAAGUUAAUAAACAUUCAGCUGUUAUACGUUUUAUGUUUUUUAAUCGUGAUGAUAUUAAUGCAUUUAAACCAGUAAAAUUAAGAACAAAAUAUGGAAGACGUGGACAUAUUAAAGAACCACUUGGUACACAUGGACAUAUGAAAUGUGUAUUUGAUGGACAAUUAAAAUCACAAGAUACAGUUCACAUGAAUUUGUAUAAAAGAGUUUAUCCAAAAUGGACAUAUGAACCUUGUCUUUUGACCAAUGAAACAACUGAUCAUUCAACAAUGGAAACAUAAUUAAUUUACUUUGUAUUAAUAUAUUACAAAAAAUUCAAUAAAUAAUACAAUUGUUUAAUUAA